AUGUCCGCCGGAGACACCCCCGUCUCGCUCUUCCUGCAGGCGUGCAACCAGGAGGGCGUCAAGACACCCAAUCCGAAGCUGGUAGAGUUCUUUCAGAGCCACGAAACCUUCGACAGCAUCCUUGAGAUCGACCUCAGCAACAACUACAUCGGCAACCGCGGCCUGCUGGCAGUGCUGGGCGUCAUUGAGCAUCUGAGCUGCUUCCGCUGCCUCAACGCCAUGGACCAGAAGCUGUACAACUCAGACUUCAGCGAGGAGGCUGUCAAGGGCAAUGCCGUGAUUGACCGCAUCGUGGAAGUGUUCAAGGUGCACCCCACCGCCAACUCGCUCAACCUCAGCAACAACCCCAUCUCCAACUACGCGGGACGCAAGCUGCUCUCCCUUGCGCAGGUGAACCGCCGCAUGUGCCUCAUCGAGGUGAGCGACACCCGCAUAGACUUUGAUCUUCGCAACAAGAUUGCGAAGCAGUGCGAGGAGAACACCCGCAACAUGUGGGACGCCGAACAGGAUGAGAACGCGAAUUCGUGUGCGGUCUUCGGCGAGAACCUGGAGUGGGUGCCGACCCAGGCCACGGCGGACCUGACGUCGCUCGGCGCCGGCCGCGCUCGUCGCCAGACAGUACGAGUCGAGGGCAUUGACCCUGAGGCGGCCAAGAACUACGUGCCCCCGGUGCAUGAAAAGUCGCAGGAAGACACGGAUAUGAUUUGCAAGCUGCUGAGCCACAACGUGCUCUUCGGCUUCCUCGGCAGCAAGGACAUCCUAACUGUGGCGGGCGCGAUGUACCGCGAGGAGUUCGUGAAGGACGAGCGCAUCAUCGAGUUUGGUCAGACCCACUGCGACAAGCUCUACGUUAUUCAGAGCGGCGAGGCAGAUGUUAUAAAAGAGGGCCAAAAAGUGUUCGUCAAGACGGAGGGCACGGCGGUGGGCGAGCUGGAGCUGCUGUACGACACGCCUGCCGUAGCAACCGUGAAGGUGUCCACGGAGGUGCUGGUGGCGUGGGUGCUGGACCGCGAAACGUACCGCAACCUCGUCAUGGGCUCCUGCAUCCGCCGCCGUGAAACGUACAUGUCGAUGUUGGCCAAGGUUCCCUUCCUGCAGAGCCUCGACGCCUACGAGCGCAUGCAGAUCGCAGAUGCCCUCACGAGCGACGAGUUCGCUGCCGGCGACUACAUCAUCCACUACGACGAGGAGGGCGAGUGGCUGUACAUCAUUAUCGAAGGCACCGUGGAGGUCAUCGGUCGCGACGCGGCCGGCAACAAGACGAAAGUGUGUGAGUUCCACAGCGGUGACCACAUUGGCGAGCUGGAGUUCCUCAAUAAGCACCGCACUGUUGCGGACAUCGUGGCCGUCACGGGCGUCACGACGGCGAAGCUGAACCGCCGGCAUUUCGAGAUGUGCAUGGGCCCCGUCAUGGACGUGUUGAAGCGGAAUAGCACCUCUGCCAAGUACGACUACUACCAGCAAGUGCUCCAGCAGCAACAGCAGGGUGCCCCGGCGGCGGUCCAGUAA
Leishmania major strain Friedlin is the source of this 1509-nucleotide messenger RNA. Its product is annotated as putative protein kinase A regulatory subunit. Bases 1 to 1509 code for a protein of 502 amino acids. The record is from RefSeq and is a predicted model, not a curated record. The transcript has a single exon. NCBI's taxonomy places the organism in Eukaryota, Euglenozoa, Kinetoplastea, Trypanosomatida, Trypanosomatidae.